Recurvomyces mirabilis is the source of this 1209-nucleotide messenger RNA. RefSeq lists its product as uncharacterized. Bases 1 to 1209 code for a protein of 402 amino acids. The transcript has a single exon. Lineage: Eukaryota; Fungi; Ascomycota; Dothideomycetes; Mycosphaerellales; Teratosphaeriaceae. The record is from RefSeq and is a predicted model, not a curated record.
AUGGUCAAUCUCGACGAGGACCUGUACCGCCAGAUCAUCUUUCUUGCUGGCCAGAGCUCUCGCGAUAGCUCACGGAGGGACCAGAUCUGUAUCGACAUAUUACGGACAUGCUGUCUCGUCUCCAGGACAUGGCGAAGACUGGCACAACCAAUCCUCGAGCAGACAAUCGUUCUUGAUAAUGGAGACCAGCUUGAAAAACGUCUUCUCAACCGAUCAAAGAAGGAAUUGCGCUUGCUUCGGGACCUCGUCAUAAGGCAGCCUGGUGGAGGACACUGGGAGAUGGAUGUGCAGGCCAUACUCAAUGCUAUACCGACCGAGAAGCUGAGAAGUCUGCUUUUUUUCGAGGAUGCAGGACGCUACCGCUCGCCACCAUUUGACGACCGAAGUGUCAUUGGUACGGCCGUGUAUACGCCACCACCACUAAAACAUGAUCUAUCGAGCCUGCGCGAAGCACUCCUAUGUAACAUACACGGAGGGUCUUCCUGGCUACCUCUGCUACAGGUCACGCCAGCACUGAAAGACUUGACAUUCUAUCAUGCCGGAUGGUCCGGACGAUCAGAAUACCAAGGAAGCCCUUCGUACCUGCCAACCCAACCGCCACCAUUUUCCCUCCGGCGUUUCGAGAUCUUUCGAUCGCAUAUUCAACCUGAACCAUUGCGAUGGGCGCUUUCCAAGAGCGUCGAUACCCUGACCCACGUAAAUAUACGGUUUCUCCAACGUGAAUGGGACACCUUCAUCACCAUAUCUGCACUACGCGAACAAGGUCAGCUGCCCAACGUCACCCAUCUGACCAUAGAGUCAAGCGAGGAUAGGUGCAAAAAUUUCGAUUGGCAUUUGUCCGAUCCCUUGUCAAAAUGGUCCGGGAUAAAAACAGUAUACAUGUUCGGCGAUGACAGCAAAUGCCGAGGCGCCAUCGUUCACGGCCUCUCAGAACUUCACCCAAUCCCGCACAUCGAGAUGGGUGUUGGGGAUAUGCGUUUGCACGAGUUCAGAGCCCUCUUCAGACUACGGAAAGGUAAGUUUCAGAGAAACACGAGGUUGAGACUUGUCACGAAAGCACCACGAUGGAGAGCUCGUGGAGGUGGUGGAUACAUCCAUUGGGACUGGGAGGCCCCUGCUUAUUGGGAGGAAAUGGAGGAGGACGCUGUCGAGAUUGCGGCGAAGCACGGGGUUGUGCUUGAGCUUGCCAGUACUUCCCUGUAUGCAUGA